This is a messenger RNA of Hipposideros armiger (great roundleaf bat), 1570 nucleotides long. Its product is annotated as sphingomyelin phosphodiesterase 5. Gene Ontology annotation, cellular component: cytoplasm; extracellular region. Gene Ontology annotation, molecular function: sphingomyelin phosphodiesterase activity. The coding region runs from base 312 to 1511 and encodes 399 amino acids. Gene Ontology annotation, biological process: sphingomyelin metabolic process. NCBI's taxonomy places the organism in Eukaryota, Metazoa, Chordata, Mammalia, Chiroptera, Hipposideridae. The record is from RefSeq and is a predicted model, not a curated record. The transcript has 5 exons.
GGGAGGGCGGGGCGGGGCGAAGAGGAUUUGGGGCGGGACUGCGAGGCCAGUGUCCCUUUCGCUUUCCCUUUUGUUCUUUCCAACCGCCGCUGAGAUUGCGCACCGGUGAGGAGAGGGCGGCUUCCCGACGUGCAUCUCUGCCCGCGCCCGCGCCCCCAGGCUCUAGUGGUCCAGUGCCUUCCCGGGUCCGCACACAGGUUCCACCUGGCCUUGACCCCUGUGGCUCCCACCGACGCACCGACAAAUAGACAAGCAACGCUGGAAGCGAAUGAGUCGCGGGGGCGCCCCGCAGCGGAGGAGCCCCGCGCACCAUGCAAUUCCCGCCCGACUGGCCCCCGGAGCCUGGCGCGCUCCGGCCAUCGCCCUUCCCGCACCCUGUGCUGCAUGCCCUCCACGGCCUGGCCCGCGUGCUCCUCUUCCCGGCCUACUGGACCCUGGACCAGCUGCUGGGCUGCUGGGCGCCAAUGGCGCGCCCCAGCAGCCUGAAAUGGCUGAGCGCUGCCGCGCGAGCGGGAGCGGCGCUGCUGUUGCUGCUGCUCGUCGGCCUGCCCCUGGCCUUGCCCGGCUUGCUGCUCUGGCUGCUGCUGCAGGCCUGGCGUCGCCCCUUCUGCUACCAACCCCCUCCGCAGUGCUGGGCACCACCCGCACCUUGGCGCCCCCCAGCUGAGCCCGCUCGCUGCUUCAGCUUCCUCAGCGCCAACCUGUGUCUGCUCCCCGACGGGCUGGCACGCUUCAGCAACUUGCAGCACAGCCAGCGGCGGGCUGAGGCAGUGGGCUCCGUGCUGCUCACCGGCCUGCGGCCCUCGCGCUACGGGACUACGGGCUGCAGCCCGCCACCGCCUGGGGCGCCUUGCGGGGUGCUGAUAGCAGCGGUGCCGGCCGGUCUGGACUUCGUGUGCCUGCAGGAGGUGUUCGAUCUGCGCGCGGCGCACCGUCUGGUGAGCCGCCUGGCGCCCAAUCUGGGCCCGGUGCUGUACGACGUGGGCACGUACGGACUGCAGCCUGGGCCGCAACUCAAGCUGCUGGGCAGUGGGCUGAUGCUGGCCUCGCGCUACCCGCUGUUGCGCGCCGCCUUCCGGUCCUUCCCCAACGCUCGGCGCGAGGACGCGCUGGCCUCCAAGGGACUGCUUUCUGCACAGGCGCAGCUGGGGAUCCUGGACGGGCGCCCUAUCGUGGGCUUCCUGCAUUGCACGCAUUUGCAUGCGCCGAGUGAGGACGGACCCUUGCGCUGUAAACAGCUGACGCUGCUGCUGGACUGGGCCGAGCAGUUUGAGGCCGAGAGCUGCCAGAGUGACGAGGCCGUGGCUUUCAGUGUGCUCUUGGGUGACCUGAACUUCGACAAUUGCUCGCUAGAUCACGCGCAGGAGCAGGAGCACCAGCUCUUCAGCCGUUUCCAGGACCCCUGUCGCCUGGGCACACGCCGGGAGCAGCCCUGGGCCCUGGGAACGUUACUGAGCACUUCCACGCUCCACCACUCUGUGGCCUGCUCCCCGGAGAUGCUGCGGAGGUGAGCAGCGACCUGGGGGCUAGGCACCGCCCAGAACGGAGGGGUGCCCUGGCCUUCAUGACA